Messenger RNA from Penicillium mononematosum, 2160 nucleotides. Its product is annotated as putative ABC transporter. The coding region runs from base 1 to 2160 and encodes 719 amino acids. Gene Ontology annotation, molecular function: ATP binding; ATP hydrolysis activity. The transcript is spliced from 4 exons. The record is from RefSeq and is a predicted model, not a curated record. NCBI's taxonomy places the organism in Eukaryota, Fungi, Ascomycota, Eurotiomycetes, Eurotiales, Aspergillaceae. Gene Ontology annotation, cellular component: mitochondrion.
AUGCUACUCCGAACUAAAUUGCGGCCGAGGGCAUUCCGGCUCGCAGCUUAUCGCCCAACCCGGUUCGUCUCCGAAAUCCCGUUCCUGCGCAUUCAGGAUGGAACUUUUUACAAGAAAUACCCAACCGCCGAAGACUCGUCUAAUCCACCUCUCUUCCCAAACCUGAACCUCACUCUACCCGGUAUUCACAUUGACGGCGCCGUCAAGGCAGCACCUCCGCAACACUGGGCUAUAAUUGGCCCAUCUGGCCGAACCGACCUCCUCCAUAUCCUCCGUGGCCAACACAUCUGUAUCCCGCCCAACGCACGUUCAUAUCCGUACCUCCUCACAGACGAGAUCGCCGACAAGGACCCGCAGUUACGCGUGGUGGAAAAUGCAGUCCAAUAUGUUGGAUUUAGUGGUGAGGGCUCGGGGGCUAUUGGGGGAACCCGUGGCGCAUAUCUUAGUGCUCGCUAUGAGAGUUAUCGGGAGGAAACCGACUGGACCGUGCUGCAAUACUUGCGUGGCCAGACCUCCUUGAAUCCGAUGGAGGGCGACGAGCAAGGCACGCUACAUGACGAAAAUUUGCUCCAGCAGACCAUUUCAGGUUUUGACCUCAGAAAUAUCCUCGACUUGCCAGUCUCCAGCCUGAGCAAUGGUCAAACCCGCCGAGCGCGAAUUGCAAAGGCGGUUUUAAGCAAACCAGAGCUAUUGCUUCUUGACGAGCCAUUCAUGGGAUUGGACCCGGUGGCUGUGAAAAAGAUCUCUGGAAUUCUUCAUGAGCUAGCGAAGAGACACGCCCCGCGGCUCAUUAUGGCUCUGCGCCCCCAGGACAAGGUGCCGGACUGGAUCACACACAUUAUGGUUGUGGGUCCUCUCCUGCAAGGGCCAAGGGCAGCUAUCGAUGACACGCUCAAUGUCUGGAGCUACGUUGCAAAUAAGUCUAAGCAGGACCGGGACUCUCUACCCGAACAGCAAACACAAAUAUUGAAGAAAUGUGAAGCAGACUUGAAGGCUGGUGUCUUGGAUAAAGAACUCCUUGGGGAUUUGGUGGCGCAUACGAACCCUAUAAAGUCCUUAGAAGUCUAUGCGUCAUUAGGCGGAGAGCCAGUUAUUGAUAUGGAAGGAGUUCGUGUCCAGUAUGGGGACAAGGUAAUACUCGGUGAUUGGCAACAGAAGGUGAAGGACGAAAUAAAGGACGGGCUGCACUGGCGAGUCCGUCGGGGGCAGCGCUGGGCGAUCCUUGGUCCCAAUGGAUCAGGCAAGACAACAUUGCUAUCGAUGAUCACGUCGGACCAUCCGCAGGCGUAUGGGCAGCCUGUCAAACUUUUUGGACGAUCCAGGCUUCCCGAGCCUGGAAAACCAGGAAUUUCAAUCUUUGAACUGCAGUCCCGCAUUGGACACUCGUCACCGGAAAUCCAUGCGUUCUUCCCGCGUCAACUGUCAAUCCGUCAAGCUCUCGAGACUGCCUUCGCCGAAACCUUCCUAUCAAAGCCGAAGCUGAACAUUGAACGAGAUCUAGACAUAUCUGCAAUCCUGCAAUACUUCAGGCCCCAGCUGGAUCCAAAUUACACCACGAGCAAGGUGGCAGAUAACAUAUCGACUGCCCGUCUCCCUCUCCCGUCCCUGACCAAGCAGACUCACGUCAAGCUAGAUAGAUACGCGUUACUGGAUCACAUUGUUGGAUACGCGGAUGAAAUUCUCUUCGGUGAACUCACCACCGCACAACAACGCAUUGUGCUUUUCAUGCGAGCCCUCGUCGCCAAGCCGGAUAUUGUUAUCCUCGACGAAGCUUUCUCGGGCUUAUCCGCAGCACAGCGUAACAUACAGGGCGAGAGAGCUAAAGUCCGUGCCUCCAAUGUAACCCGUAUGGAGGUGGAUUUACGGUUCACUGGUCUCACGGAGGAUCAAGCCUUGAUCAUGACUAGCCAUGUUGCUGAGGAGAUUCCUGACAGCGUCCGCUACUACAUGCGACUGCCGUCUCCCGCAGGCACUCCGAAUCCGCUUGAUUUCCGCUUUGGCAUUCUCCAAUCUAAAACUAGUCUGAGACACCCUCAGACCUGGGAGGCAGCCUGGUCUCCUCCAGAUGCAUUCCUCGAGCAUGCCCGCAGGACGUGGCGCCGCAAACAACAUACUUUGCCGGUACAGGAUAUUUCUGAAUUCGAAUGGUGGUCGAUUUAG